AGAAGAGUGAAACGAGUCACUGACCCGCUCGACGACAGGGUCAAGGCUCAACUCGUCGGCGCCGGUUAUUUCAGCAGCGGAAGCGAACACUCUGCCUCCUCCACCGUCGUCGGAGAUGACUCUCCUUCCCUCUCUGAACUCGUUCAUAGUUUCCUCCAAGAUAACCACGAUGCCGCCGAUCAACGGGAUGGUAAUGAUACUUACGCCGCUGACGCCGAUUUAGUCAUUUCAGACCUUGAUGAUACGGCGCAAUGCUUCCUUAGUAGAUUGUGAGAAGCAUGAUCCGGAGGUGAACGAGGAUACUGAAAAGAACUUCACAGAACUUCUGACUGAAGAACUGAAGCUAAGAGAAGCUGAAGCUUUGGAAAGUCAGCAACGGGCCGACAUGGCGUUACUCGAGGCUAAGAAGAUAGCAUCACAGUAUCAAAAGGAAGCAGACAAGUGCAGUUCAGGUAUGGAAACAUGUGAAGAAGCAAGGGAGAAAGCCGAAGCAGCACUGGUGGCUCAGAAGAAGUUGACAGAGAUGUGGGAAACAAGAGCUCGUCAAAAAGGGUGGAGAGAAGGUGUUGCUAAAUCUCAUACAAACUCGCAAGGUAAUGUCCAAGCUGCCUGAAUGAUCUUACAUGCUCAGUGCUAUUGCAUCUUACUGCAAAAUCGGUCCUAUAGUCAAGAAUUCCAGAGUUAAUCUUAUAGGUAGUCUAAUUAAGUUCGUGUUUGAUCUUUAAGUAUAGUUACCCUUGUUUUUCGUAAUUCCACAUUUCCACUUAAAGAUGUUGGUGUUUUGGGUGA
Molecule: messenger RNA, 789 nt
Organism: Hibiscus syriacus
Lineage: Eukaryota; Viridiplantae; Streptophyta; Magnoliopsida; Malvales; Malvaceae
Exons: 2
Coding region: 239-613 (124 amino acids)
Source: RefSeq, a predicted model, not a curated record